CCCACAUUAAAUCUUUGACCUAUGCCUGAAUCUGAUCAUGACAGUUCGAUUCAACGGUUUUUUAAACUGAAAGAUCACAGUAUUUGUGGUAUUCUAUUGUCUCCUAUUGUAUUGGGUUUUACUGUCGUUAUUUACGUCCUGUCCAAAACUGCCAAUGAUCUUUUAUUCUCUUAUGCUAUUGCGGUUACUACUAUUAUUGGUAUCCUAUAUUUCAGCAAUUCUCAUCCACCUCAACAAGUCUUUAAACAACAAACCUAUAUAUCUCUUUGGAAUGAUGAUGAUAAUCAAAAGCUUGACCAAGAAGACCAAUAUAUCAAACUUGACUUGUUUUACCCGCCUUUAACGAGAAUCGUAGAACAAUUAUUGGAAUUUUUUUAUCACGAUUUUGUUCAAAGCUGGUGGAAUCCUUUACAAUCCGGUUAUGAUGAUGAAUUCGACAAGACUAUCAAGUUACGUCUGAAUGCUGCUAUUACUAGUGUGGAAAAGACUUUAUUAAAGCAAGAACGAAACGAUAUUGUCAUGUCAAUAAUGUAUGGUCUUGCCAAUACUCUUAUUAUUCAUAUGAGAGAAUGCCGGACAUUCGAAACUUCAGAACUGCCAAUGGAAGCUUAUAUCUUGGAAAAUCCUCAAUCACCUUUUGCACAACUUUUACCUAAAAAAGAACAACAUCAUCAACUUCGUGGGCUCAGCAACACCAUUUUGAAACGUAUUCUACCAGUGACCGAUGUGAAUUCUCGUGUGGUCAACAGUAUGCUCAAGGAACUAUUAGCCACUCAUCUUUUUGGGAAUAUUCUAACUAUAUGUAGUGAUCCUGAUUUUAUCAAUGGUUGGAUCGUCCAAUACCUAUCUGAACCUUCAACUGGAAUCUCCAACAAGACUGAUACUGACUCUUCUUCUUCAUUGAAUGAGGUGGAUGGUCUACGAAGCUUAGUUGAAAAAGCAACUGAAGAUGCAAUGGCAGCAGAACAACAACAACAACAAGAUCAUAGUCAACAAUCUGCUUCUGAUUCUUUGAAGACUGAUUCUCAACAAAAACAAAACACGACCAUCAACAAUGGCAACAAAAGAGACGAAAUUAGCAGCGAUCCGAAUGAUACAACUUCUUCAAAUAUAGCACUUCAACAAUCUUCACCAUCUACUCCUGAACCAAAUCGAACUUAUUUUUACAGGAACAAUACAUCAUCAACGACAACUGGCAGCCCAUUAAGUCCUAUAGACGAUAGCAAACGGCGUAUGACAUUAUCAAAAGCAGAUGAAGCCAUGUUACAAUACCCAAUGAUUUACCCUUAUGGUACCGUCAGUUUUAGUGUGAUGGACAUAUCACCUUCUCAAGAUCCAACAAAUGUAGACAAAUCUAGAUUGAUGUAUAUCAUUCAAAUUGAACGACCGGCAAUGCAGGAAUCAUCAGGUUCUGAAGGUGGUGGAUACGUGAUCACAAGAACAUACAAUGAUUUUGAUGUCUUCCAACAAUUAAUGCGGGCCAAACAUGGAAAACGGGUAGCACGACUCAACUUGCGAUUACCUUUGGAUACGACACGAUCUUGGCUUCGAAAGAAAAAACCGACAAUAGGAGGAACUAGUGGAGGAUCUGUCUCGAUAACAAGUAUGAGCAAUGGUAUCAACGGAACCGAUGGAGAGGGCUCUAUAUCUCAAGGAUUGGAAUACUAUCUGGACACAGUUGUGGGAGAUGCUGAACUUGGACGUGAUCCUGUCAUAUUGGCCUUUUUACGAAAAGAACGAGCAACGGAAAAUGGUACAACACAGACAGAACAUUCAUUUGCAGAGGAAUACAGUGAUGAAGUACUCGCCUAUACAACAUCCCCUUCCACAUCUCAACCUUCGGAUACAAAUCAGUCAACAUUAUCUAUGGGAAUUCGUGCGAAAUCCAUCUUCGGUCGAUCAAGCUUUUCUAAUGGCGGUGGGGGAUCAGCAGCAAUAACUUCAUCAUCAUCAUCAUCAUCUAAUUCUAUUCUAUCUAUAUCAACACCAACAGAUGAAGAACGUCCUUUUGAUGAUGUAGAAAGUACCAAUAAGAAACGAAUGAAUGGAAAUGUGACACGUGAAAACUCGAUCUCAAGCAUGAAAAGCAACAGUACAACAAAUCAAAGUCAAUCAGAGGAAGAUAUGGAAGAGGAUGAUAAAGAAAACAGAAAUCAUUUACUUUUACGACAACCCCCAAUUGGCAAUACAGAGCGAUUACAACAAAAACCACUUUCAGCAAUGGAUACGGAAUUAUUGAUUGAAACAACGUUUGCAUUAAUUGUAGAAAUCUUUGACUUGACAACAGCAAACAACAAGGCGUGGAUGCGACGGUCACUAUUGAAUGUACUACGUGAAAUUGUGCGAAGAUCGUAUACCGAAUUGAUAUCCAAGCAAUACAAUGAUUAUAUCCAAGCAUAUUUAUCACCAGAUGCAUUAGUAGGAUGGAUGGAAUUGAUCAAGGAUAAAUUUUGGCCCAAUGGAUCUUAUCAUUCUGACACACAACAACGAACCAAGGAAGAAAAGAAGCAAACAGAACAGCAAGCAAAGGUACUUUUGGUUCAACGUGCCAUCCCUGGUGGAGUACGACAAUUGAUUGGUGAUCAAAAUUGUACCUUAUCUAUGGAACGUAUUUGGAAUCGACUACAAGAUGAAGAUCUUAACCGUGUCUUAGUUCUUCAAGUGCUUGAACGGGUAAUAAGACCACUCUUUGGUUAAAAAGUAGUUUUAUUGUUUUGUAGAUAAAUUUAUUUUGAAAAUAAAAAACCCUUUUUUUUUUUAUUGACGAUCGUUUUACGUCUCCAUUAGUUUUAUCCCAAUAUAGUGCUUAUUAGUAGACAUAGGAUAUAUUCACCCCUUUCAUUUGCGUUUCAUUCUAAGUGUUUUGUUAAUGGGUACUCAGGAGAAAGACAAGUCUGUGGGCUGCUAAGUUUAUAAAUCGGACAUCGAAUGAAUGCAUUACACACAUACGCAUACAUACUUUUUUAUAUCAGAUAGGAGAUCGGAAAUGAGAAGGCUUUAAAUAUAGAUGAAAAAAAAAAAAAGAGGUCUGUGUGCGAUACCGAAAAAAGUG
This is a messenger RNA of Halteromyces radiatus, 3052 nucleotides long. RefSeq names its product PXA domain-containing protein. Bases 22 to 2697 code for a protein of 891 amino acids. The transcript is spliced from 3 exons. Gene Ontology annotation, cellular component: intracellular membrane-bounded organelle. The record is from RefSeq and is a predicted model, not a curated record. Lineage: Eukaryota; Fungi; Mucoromycota; Mucoromycetes; Mucorales; Cunninghamellaceae. Gene Ontology annotation, molecular function: phosphatidylinositol binding.